Messenger RNA from Chondrus crispus (carragheen), 3094 nucleotides. Its product is annotated as Histone ubiquitination protein. The coding region runs from base 1 to 2337 and encodes 778 amino acids. The record is from RefSeq and is a predicted model, not a curated record. The transcript has 3 exons. Gene Ontology annotation, cellular component: nucleus; HULC complex. Gene Ontology annotation, molecular function: ubiquitin protein ligase activity. NCBI's taxonomy places the organism in Eukaryota, Rhodophyta, Florideophyceae, Gigartinales, Gigartinaceae.
AUGGACAAAAAGAGGCCCGCGGAUUCAGAGCCUGAUACACCCUCCAAUCUCCCACCUACAAAGCAAUUGCGCCCCGCUGAUGAACCAGAGCCCCGGUCCUCAGCGGAUGCUUCCGGCCCACCAGAUACCCCGGCUCCUCCGUCCUCAAGCAAUGUUCCACGUCAACCCGACGACAAUCACAGUGAACCCACAGAGGAACCAGAUCCCAUCGUCUUCUUCCAGCGCGCUCAAUUGGCGGCCAAAAUUGAAGAGCAAAAUCGUGACCUCUUGUGGUUGAGAGAUAAGGUCAACGAGCUGCAGAAACUUGUUGCCGUUCUUGAUGCAGCGCCUCGCGCCGCCUUAUAUCACAUGCAUGCUGUGAGAGAGGACCUCACAAUCACUCUGGCACGUCUCGGACUCACCGCUGAGUUGGAUCUCUCACAGUGCCCUAUUGCCGCCACCCUUCUUGAUGCCGAAGUUGUCACAAAUGAAUCUUUAGCGGAGAUUCCUGCCGCGUUAAGGGAGCUGUCGGCGCAGCUCAUCCUCGCAUAUGAGGCCAAGAGUUUCAACACUAAUGUCGAACCAGAGCGGAAGCAAGCGAAUGAAGAUUUACAUCGUCGCCUCAGGGAGGUUUCCGAUCAACUUGAACGUUACGCGGAACGAGACAAAACCCACCUGGUUGAAUCUACUACCUUUCGAGAUGAGUCUGAUGACCUCCGCUCGACGUUGUCCAUGCAAAGGAGAAAAAUUGUCGCUCUGGAGCUUCAUAUCCGGGAAAAGCAGGAAAUCCUAACCGCCGCUUUGUCCGCGAAGAAGGAGGAAUCAAGAGUAGCUGAAGGUCCGUAUGGUGCCGUGAAGACAGAGAACAUCAUAAAGGAUGCCACUGACCCAGCGGGCAACCAUGCAACACAGUCUGCAAAUGGCGAACUAAAAGAGGCUGAAGCAGCUGCACGAAAACUCAGCGAGGAUCGCCUCGAAGAGCUCAAAGAGUUGAACGAAAGAGUCAAACGCUUAGCUGUCGACAACGAAACUUUGAAAGCAGACAUCGCCGGCCGUGAGAAUAAUGUCUUGCCCUUCAAAACGAUCUUAGGGACUGCCAUGUACCAAAUAAUGGAAGCAACACUGCAGGAAUUGUACCUGAAGGAACAAACGUCGCAGGCAGAGCGCGACCAACAGAACGAAGACAGAGAAGCGGAAAGAAAGGCUUGGGAAGAGCACCUGGAGGAGACCAAGACAAACCAUGAAAAGAGCAUGGCAGACAUGCGACGGCAAAUGGAAGAUUUGCGGAGAAUAGCUGAUGCCGCGAAGAUCGACAAGGACAAAGUCGUUAUGACUUACGAGGCGCGUAAAAUGGAGGCUGGCAAUGCAGCUUCAGUCAUUUCUGCUGCUGAACGACGGGCUAACGUUAGCGAGGAAAUGAGGAAGAAAGCAACCCAGACCAUCACCGAUAUGAAGGUUGAUGCGGAGAAGCUUCGUACCCAGAUAACUGACCUGCGAAAUGAAUUGAAAGAAAGACGAUCGUCUGGUGACACCAAACUUGUCAUUGAAGGGUUGCAACGUGAUAUAGAAGACGAGCGCGCUAAGUCCACUGGAUUCAUUCAAGAGGUGGAAUCGCUGACGACCAUGUUUUCAGAAGUUGAAAGCGAAAAUGAGAGACUCGUAAAAUUAGUAAUCGAAAAAGAUCAAGUGCUCUCCAAAGUAAUGGCAGAACGAUUGCGCGGCCGUCAGCUGUUAACAACAGUGAAGGAGGAAAAUCGUGCCUUAACAAGUGGGCGAGACAUAGACGCCGACAAAAUCAAAGCGCUUACCGCAGCUGUCACAGCAGCCAAGAAAGCAUCUGCUGAGGCCACAAUUGCAAUGAACAAGAGCAUGGAAGAAUCUCGAACCUUGGCUGCGACACUGGAAAAGAGAAGACGAAUCGCUGAUGAGGCCACGGUUUCCGUCAGGGCUGCGACGGCCGAGAAAGAAGAACUGAAACGAACACUAGAUACGCAACAAGCACGGGUGGAGCAGUUGGUGGCAGAGUACCACGAGGACCAGUUCCAUGCCAAGCGCUUGUCCGAGAAGCUUGUCGAAGCUGAGAAGCGAGUACAAAAAGCUGAAGAAGCACAUCGAGAGAGCAUGGAGAAUGGGCGGGCCUCAGACGUGGAUUCUAUUCGCGACGAGAUUAUCCGGGAACUGCGGAAGAAACUGAAUUGUUCCAUCGUUACCAACCGACCAAAGGAAGUGGUAUUGUUGCGAUGCGGGCAUUUGUUUAGUAGGCAAUGCACGGACAACCUGAUCGCCACGAGAAAUCGAAAGUGUCCGAUAUGUGGAAAGCCGUUUGGUAAUGACGACGUCCGCAGUGUAUUUUUUUAAAACAGAAACUGUAUCGCAAAUUCCAAGAAACAUCAUCGACAUGUAUAACUACCCUCUAUUGUAACUUCCUCGUAUGGGGACCACAAUCAGUAACUGAAUGAGUACCCAGACGCUGGUGCACCGGUCUUUCAGUUCUCAAUAGAGGCACAAUGCUCUGUGAGAUCGACAACCACAAAACAUUGGAAUAUCAUUGUAUUUUCGGUUGAUACAGUAUCACUCGUUCCCUUGGCCGAUGCAAGUCCUUUUCUAAAUACUGUAUCGCAAUGAGCCCUCGGUGUCUGUCCUUUGGUCUGAUGGUUGACCUAUUCACGGAGAGCAAUUGAAGUCCUCCGAAAAGGGAAGGCUAGCGACAACUGCAAAAUUUGCGGCUUCACGUGGCCAAGCGGAGGGCCAACGACAGUGGCGAAUCUUCUGCUAGCUUCUGAAACACGCCUGCAGCGCCAUUUCUCAGCCGAAGUCAAGCUGCAGUUCAUCGAUGGAAAUUGCCAUUGAAGCGUUAGCCGCCUUGUAACCUAGUUACAGUGAACUACCGUCUUCAACUGCUCUUCGUACAGAGAGAGCAUCAGUGAGGAUCAGUGGAGAGAUAGUAUUUACGUAGUGUACGCAGAAGGUAUGAUGUGAUAUGAGGGGUUGGAGUCGCGAGUGCCGCCUUAAUUUCAGAAACACAUGCUUUUGCAAUUGCCGUUGCUAUCAACAAUGUCAACGGGUGGGGAGGCAUGGGAAUACACGGUGUACGCCUGUCGGCGCUUUGCUUUUC